Messenger RNA from Pieris brassicae (large cabbage white), 561 nucleotides. RefSeq lists its product as uncharacterized. NCBI's taxonomy places the organism in Eukaryota, Metazoa, Arthropoda, Insecta, Lepidoptera, Pieridae. The transcript is spliced from 4 exons. Bases 1 to 561 code for a protein of 186 amino acids. The record is from RefSeq and is a predicted model, not a curated record.
AUGAAACUGCUACGGCAGAGAAUAGAAGAGAAUCCUGAGGAAAACUAUUAUUUGUACGCAGUUAAGAUGAAGACGGUAAAGGAGGAUAAAUUAAAGUUUUGUCUUUUUAUCUACAGACAAAUUGGGAAUAUGUUGGACCUUAUCCAACCAGAGUUGCAUGCACAGAUGUUUGUGAGUAUAAUCUGUGGCAUUCCAAAGCUUGUGGUCGAUAUCUAUCAUAUUCUCUUAGUUAUUGAAGAACACGAGCCAAAAACAGCUUUGGGGUUCACUGUAAUGCAUAUAAUUCAUGUUUCGUUUUUGCUCAUGUCUCCAUCUGUCGUAAUCGAAUUGUUUCAAGUUGAGAUUGAGAAAAUCAGAUUACAUUUGAUACAUCAAAUAAUUGAUAGUAGCGAUCCAAAGAUGAAAGAAGAUGCCCAAAUUUUUCUUCAAUACUCCGAAAUCAGAUCACUAAAGAGCAAACUAUGGAGAUGUAUUCCUAUAAAUAUAGCAUUGCUCUUGGAAAUUUUAAAUAUUUGUUACUCAGCUAUAAUUGUUAUUAUCAAUUUUACAGAUUUGUAUUAA